AAGAUCAUGUCAGUUGUCAGAUUCACAUGGAUUAUUUUUUGUACCGCUUGCUUACCUUCAAAAUAAAAUAACGCAGUUUUUAAAUAGGAUCCAUUGGAAUGUUUCAAGGCUAAAUUAAAUAAAAGUGAAACCGAAAUGCCGACUACAAGAAAGAAAGUGAUUAAAACAGUAUACAAAGAUGAAGAAAGCGAAGCUGAGGGUGGUGAUUUCAGUGAUUCGGGAUCAGACGCGAAGAUUUCUGCAGAUGGUGAAUCUAGCUCCGACGAAGAUGCUGAAGACGACGAAUUCGAUAAAAAGAACAAAAAAUCUAAGGCUAAAAAAACUAAGAUCAUUGUUGUGAAACCCAAGUUUACGAAAAGCUUAUUGAGACAAAUAAAAAAACAAGAACGUCGAUCGACGAACGCCGGCAAGGAAGAAGACGCCGACAUUCCCUCUUCACAUUUUUGUGUAAAAGAUCUGAAAGAUGCAGAGAAAUUGCUACCAAUUCUUAAUUUGUCAGAAAGUGAUUCCAGUGACAAUGAAUCUCCUAACGCUUCUAAUAGAACCACUAGUACCUCAGAACCAUCUGCAGAGGUUAGCCAAGAUUCAAGCAAUGACAAUGAAGGCAUGCAGUGUCAAUAUGUAUGGUCAAAUAACAUCCAAGAAAACAGUGAAGAAAUUGCACAGAAAGCUUUUUUGGAGCUUGAAAAGCACAAGGCAAAAAUUGAAGAGACUAAAGCUUCACUUGAGAAGUAUACCUUGAAGGUAAACUCAGAAAAGGAAUCUGACGUGAAGGACCUUCUUGCAAUGGGAGAAGAAGUUUUACCUGAGGAACCUGAAGAAAAAAUUGUAACAAAGAAACCAAAGGUUAGAAAACGUAAAGAUGACAGCGAUUCUGAAAUAGAGGAUUGGGAAGAAGUUAAAGAAUCAAAAGAAAUACCUCAGCAAGGCAUACAACUUUUUGUCGAGUUCCCUGAUGCUGCGAGCAGGAAAGAGCGAAAAAAAAUGGACGUUGAAAUGAUGAUGAAAAGGAAAAUAAAUCGCGUUAAAAAAGAAUAUCAAGUUUACAUGCAUAAGGUACAUGUUUUAUGUUGGUUAGGCCACGGAAAUUAUGUGAGCGGUGUUUUAAAUGACCAGGAGCUCAUGGCAGCAGUAUUAACUUUAGUCCCAUCGAAAGAGUGCUAUCCUGGAGAGAGAGUCGAUAUGAAAUAUGUUGAACAAAUCACAACUUGGUACAAAGACAAACUAUCACUUAAACAAGACAAACAUGAAGAUAAAUUCAAACCAAAAGCCCCACCUCUCAAAACUUUAUUAUUAGAACAAAUUAAAAGUAGAGUUGUAUCGGCAAAAAAAUAUUUAGUUUUCAUAUUUGUUAUCAUGCUACGAGCAUUGGGACUACAAUGUCGUGUAAUGUUUAAUUUUGUUGUACUGCCCCUAAAACCACCGAGUUCUGAACUGUGUUCUCUUGCUACAAAGCCAAAAAAAGAAAAGGCUGAUAAGCCCAAUAGCACUGAGCAGCCUAAGUCUCCAUCCGUAAAAAAUGAGGAUAAGAAAGAUGAAAAAGAUAAGGAAAAAGCUGGUCCAUCAAAGCCCAAAGCCAAAAAGCAAAAAAUUGCUCAAGUAGAUGGAAAUGACGACAGCUUUCUUUAUAGUGAUGAUGAAAAUAUAAUGCAAGUUGACGGUAGUGAUGAUACCGUGAAUGCUAGAAAAGCUAGAGCUAACAAACGAGCAAAAGCAGCUAACCCGAAUACAGAAAAGUCUGACAAUGAAGAUGUAUCACCAGCAAAAGUAGCUAAAACUCGAGCAGGUCGCGUUGCACCUUCAAAACAGGAUACAAAAAAAGUUGAAGAAAAAGUUACUUCAAAAAAAUUAUCACUGAAAGGGAAAAAUACUAAAGAAGCGAUUGUAGAGAAAGGUAAUGCGGUUGAUAAACCACCUAUUGAAAGCAAGCCUCAGAAAGUAAAUACUAAAACAGCUUUAGUAGUAAAACCUGUUAAAAAACAGGCAAUAAAGAAUACUGGAGAAGCAAUCGUUGAAAAAGAUAAUGCAAAAGUUAAAACACCUGUCAAAAGCGUAACUCGCGGACAAAAACUAAAAGCUGAAAAUAUUGUCAAUUCAUUAGAAAACAAAGAAAAAAGUCCUGGAAAGAAAUCAACUAACACCAGAAGUAGGUUGCAAAGAAAUAACAAAACUACAAAUGCUAACACUGAUAAAGACAUUAUUGUUCCUAAAAUAUCUGUAACUAAUGAGAAUGCAGAGGAUGUGGCAAGUAAAUACUUUGAAGAGACAAAACCGGCAGCAAAAACUAGUCGUUUAUCAAGAAAACGUUCACAAACCACUAAUCCUGAUCCUUCCAAAACUGCAAGUAAAGUUGAUGAUAAAAGUAAGGGAAAAGUUGCAGCUAAAGGCCGAACAAAGAGCGCUCCUGGUGCAGCUACGGAAAAAAGCAAAUAUUUCGAAGGACAAACGUCUAAAGAAAGUACUCCUAAAAGAGCUUCAAGACAAAUAAAAAAAGAAAUUAAAGAAGAAGAUAGCCAAAGAGUCAGCCAUAGGGAUCUUGUAAAACCUUCGAAAGGAAAAGGUGAUGUUACUAAGGAUUUGGUAAAUAUCAUCAAAGGCCGGGUCAAAGAUGCAAAAUUGGAAUCAAAGAAAGGAUUGGUUAAAGGUAAAAUCAAGAAAGAAUCUGAUGAAGACAGUGAUUAUUUACCAGUAGAAGAACCCAUACGACGUAACUCUGAAAGUGAUGAUGAUUUCAAGCCCACCAAAAUUAGUCCCAAGCCGAGCACAAGUCGCCGCAUAGACCGUCGUGUCCUAUCAUCAGUCUCCAGCGAAGAUACCAAGAAGAACCGAACUGACGUGUGGUGCGAAAUAUUUGUUGAAGAACUAGAACAGUGGAUCUCUGUUGAUGUCAUCAAAGGGAAAGUUCACUCUUCUGGUGACCUAUAUAGUCAUGCCACACAUCCUGUGUGCUACAUAGUUGGCUGGGACAACAACAACUACUUAAAGGAUUUGACACGUAGAUACGUACCCCAUUGGAACACAGUAACUCGUAAGGUUCGCGCUGAAACUCCUUGGUGGAACAAGGCGAUCACACCCUGGCUUGGACCAAAGACAGCAAGAGAUAAGGAAGAGGAUGAAUACCUGGAUAGAAUGCAGUUAGAAGCGCCGUUGCCAAAGAGUAUUGCUGAAUACAAAAACCAUCCGUUAUACGUGUUAAAGCGGCACUUACUUAAGUUCGAAGCUCUGUACCCGCCUGAUGCUGCUGUGCUCGGGUUUGUUCGCAACGAACCAGUGUAUGCGCGGGAGUGCGUAUACACGCUCCACUCCAGAGACAUAUGGCUCAAGGAAGCUAAAGUUGUGAAACUGGGAGAAAAACCGUAUAAAAUCGUUAAAGCACGUCCUAAAUGGGAUAGGCUUUCAAAUAAACUGAUAACUGAUAAACCUCUGGAAAUAUUUGGACCAUGGCAAGUACAAGAUUACGAACCACCAACUGCAGAAAACGGCAUAGUACCUCGCAACGCUUAUGGCAAUGUUGAACUGUUCAAAGAAUGCAUGCUGCCUAAGAAGACUGUUCAUAUAAAGUUGCCUGGCUUGAACAGAGUAGCCAAGAAACUGAACAUAGAUUGUGCGCCCGCGAUGACCGGGUUCGAUUUCAACGGUGGAUGGACCCACCCUGUAUACGACGGAUUCGUAGUUUGCGAAGAAUUUGAGGAAAUCAUUACUGAGGCGUGGGUAAAGGAUCAAGAAGAACAAGAACGCAAAGAAUUAGAAAAAAUCGAAACAAGGGUUUAUGGUAACUGGAAGAGAUUGAUUAAGGGCUUGUUGAUUCGUGAACGUCUAAAGAAUAAAUACGGGUUUGAGGACCCAAGCACGUCAGAAACUACAAAAAAAUCUAAAGGACCAAGAUUGGUUGUGAAGAAAAAAUCAUGAUAAAAUUAAUUACACUCUUUUAUUAAUUUUAAAAUUACAACUAAAUGCAUGAUAGUUCAUAACAUAAGAAAAUGCCCAAUGUUAACUGCCUGUAAUGUAAUUACUUGUUACAUUGGAAAUGAGGUUUGUGUAUCAUGUUGUGCAUGAUAGAUAAUGUUAGUUAUUAUUAUUUUACCUGAGAAUAAGAUUGUUAAAUUUAAUUUAAUAAGUUCUUAUUGCAUUUUGUUUUUAUUUUUAAGUUGUUAUAUUAUUUAGUAUAAUUAUUAAUUUUAAAAUUAAUUGUCCCCCUCUACCUCAUUUUAUUAAGCAUCACAAAAUAUUGAAGUGAUACCGAUUAAAAAAGAAUUACACAUGUGAUAAAUCUAGCAGCCUAAGUUAAUUAUCAAGUCUAAUGAAAAUCUCCGUCUAUUAUGUACCUUUAACUGUCUUUAUUAUAGCUAUAAUUUAAUUUUAGACUAACGUAAUAAUUUAAGAUUUUUAAUACAAUGUGUGUUUGUAUCUUGAAACUCCGAACAAUUAAAUUUAUCUUUUUUUA
Helicoverpa armigera (cotton bollworm) is the source of this 4444-nucleotide messenger RNA. RefSeq names its product DNA repair protein complementing XP-C cells homolog (gene Xpc). The record is from RefSeq and is a predicted model, not a curated record. The transcript has 10 exons. Bases 136 to 3909 code for a protein of 1257 amino acids. NCBI's taxonomy places the organism in Eukaryota, Metazoa, Arthropoda, Insecta, Lepidoptera, Noctuidae. Gene Ontology annotation, molecular function: single-stranded DNA binding; damaged DNA binding. Gene Ontology annotation, cellular component: nucleus; cytoplasm; nucleotide-excision repair factor 2 complex. Gene Ontology annotation, biological process: nucleotide-excision repair; mismatch repair.